Molecule: messenger RNA, 680 nt
Organism: Melampsora larici-populina 98AG31
Lineage: Eukaryota; Fungi; Basidiomycota; Pucciniomycetes; Pucciniales; Melampsoraceae
Exons: 4
Coding region: 186-575 (129 amino acids)
Biological process (GO): translation
Cellular component (GO): ribosome; cytosolic small ribosomal subunit
Molecular function (GO): structural constituent of ribosome
Source: RefSeq, a predicted model, not a curated record
CAUUGAUCAUCAAGGCAACACCACGAAACCAACCUCCCCCGCGGCCUCGACUCAGGAACUCACAAGCAAAGGUGCAUGCUCACGCACACGCCCUUUGCUCCAGUCAUCAUCAGCUGACAAUCUUGUUCCUCAUCCACCUAAUUCUUUGUUUCCGGAAUACCUAAGAUCCCAAAUAGCACUUCAAGAUGCGAGUCUCAGUUUUGAAUGACUGCCUUAACAACAUGCUCAACGCCGAGCGUCGUGGAAAACGUCAAGUUUUGAUCCGACCUAGCUCAAAGGUCAUUGUUCGAUUUUUGACAGUGAUGCAAAAGCACGGUUACAUUGACGAGUUCGAGUACAUUGACGAUCACCGUGCCGGUAAGAUCGUUGUUCAGCUCAACGGACGAAUCAACAAAUGUGGCGUCGUCUCUCCAAGGUUCAAUGUCCAGUUGGACCAAAUUGAAAACUGGGUCAACAGGCUUUUGCCCGCUCGUUCGUUCGGUAUCAUCAUCCUUACGACUUCAGCCGGUAUCAUGGACCACGAGGAAGCCCGACGGAAACACGUUGCUGGCAAAAUCCUCGGAUAUGUUUAUUGAUCUAACAUGCAAUUCUAACAUUACGAACCACAACAUGUGUACACCGGAAGCUUGAUAUCUUGCUUCGUAUCUUCAUAUUGAACAAUCAGAUCCACGUUCACCCAU